Molecule: messenger RNA, 2880 nt
Organism: Xenia sp. Carnegie-2017
Lineage: Eukaryota; Metazoa; Cnidaria; Anthozoa; Malacalcyonacea; Xeniidae
Product: polyphosphoinositide phosphatase-like
Exons: 28
Coding region: 50-2698 (882 amino acids)
Biological process (GO): phosphatidylinositol dephosphorylation
Cellular component (GO): intracellular membrane-bounded organelle
Molecular function (GO): phosphatidylinositol-3,5-bisphosphate 5-phosphatase activity
Source: RefSeq, a predicted model, not a curated record
AUUACUUGGGAUACGUCAUGUAGAUCAUAAUUUAUAACAAUCUAAUCAAAUGGCUGACGAAUUGCUAUCCAUUUGCGGCAUCCAGAAAAUAGUUCUUUAUGAAACGAAAGCGCGUUUCUACCUGGUUGGAUGCAAUGUAUCAGAAAGCAAGUUUAGAGUAUUAAAAAUGGACCGAACUACGCCGUAUGAUUUGCAUGUUAUAGACGACAAGGUUGAAUAUGAUGGUAAUCAGAUCAAGCAAUUACUUGCUAUGAUAAACGGUGGUAAUACCCCUAAGAAUCCAAAAUCAUAUGAUAAAGAUACCCCUGGCUUGCAUCGCAAUAUGUCUGCUUUUGGAGUUGUUGGUUUCAUCAAAUUUAUGGAAGGAUACUACAUUAUUCUCAUUUCUAAAAGAAAAAAAGUUGCUCAAAUUGGUGGACAUACUGUGUAUAAGAUCAUGGAUACAUGUAUGGUUCCAAUUCCUAAUGAAACAGUGAGAUCAAAACAUCGCCAUCCUUCUGAAUCCAAGUACCUAAAAGCAUUUCAAAAUGUUGAUUUGUCAAGUAACUUUUAUUUUAGCUAUACCUACGAUGUGACGCAAACUUUACAAUAUAACAUGCUUCUUCUUAAUUUGGACUGCUCUGGUUGUAGACGCUUUUCCAAUGAUAAAUCCACUGGUUUUAAAGAGGAAAAAGCAUGGGAGAAACGAGCCCAAUACUAUCAUAUGGUGAACAGACGUGGAAUACCUUGCACAAAAUUUAUCUGGAAUAAACACAUGAUCAAAGAUGUGGAAAAUAUAUUGCAUUCCGAUUGGUUGCUCUACGUAUCUCAUGGUUUUGUUGGCCAAUGUAAUAUCAAUGUUUAUGGUCGACCUAUUUAUCUGACAUUAAUUGCACGACGAUCCAACGAGUAUGCUGGAACGAGGUUUCUAAAACGUGGAUCAAACCAGCUGGGUUUUGUGGCAAAUGAUGUUGAAACUGAACAAAUUGUUCACGAUGCUUCCACUUUAUCAUUCAAGAGUGGACGUUAUACAUCCUUUGUGCAGCUUCGUGGCUCCGUACCAUUAUUUUGGUCGCAGGAGCUACAACAUGGCGUAGUCCCUAAACCUCAAAUUCAAGUUGAUAGAUCUGAUCCGUUCGUCUCAGCUGCAGCACAGCAUUUCAACAGCAUUUUGCAAAGAUUUGGAUCACCAGUUAUUGUCUUCAAUCUUGUCAAAAAAAAAGAAAGAAAAAGACACGAACAAAUUUUGGGCGAAGAAUAUACCCAGAUUGUCGAUUAUCUUAAUCAGUUUCUUUCUCCUCGACACAAAAUCAAAUACAUUUGGUUUGAUAUUGCAAGAUAUUCUAAAAACAAGAAUGUGAAUAUUAUAGAAAAAUUGGAGCAAUUUGCAGAACAGUUUGUCCAGUUAGUGGGAUUUUUCCAUAAUGGUCCAAAUCUCUAUGCUAAUGAAAUUCGACCUCACGAAAGAUGGCUUAAAGUUGGUGGUCAUAAAAAUGGACAACAUUUGGUCGAGUACAGUGAUCGAACUGGGAUUGUGAGAGUAAAUUGCGUCGACUGUCUUGAUCGAACGAACAUUGCUCAGUUUGUGGUUGGAAAGCACAUUCUUGGAUUGCAGCUUUACACGUUGGGCGUUAUUGAUAAACCUGUGGUUAACUUUGAAUGUGAUGCUGUGAGGUUGUUGGAAGAUCUUUAUGAUGAUCAUGGUGAUACUUUAGCUGUACAAUAUGGAGGAUCGCAAUUAGUACACAGAAUCAACACAUAUUUAAAAUCUGCGCCGUGGACGUCACAUUCACGCGACAUAUAUCAGACAGUUCGUCGAUAUUACAGUGGUGCAUUCACAGAUUCUGAAAAGCAACAGGCAAUAAAUCUUUUUCUUGGAAAGUUUAUUCCUCAAGAAAAUCAUCUUCCUUUGUGGGAAUAUCCAAACGAUUAUCAUUUCCAUCAUUUAUCAAAUCAAAAUACUGACCAUCAAAACGAAGCUGCUAGAAGUUAUACAAAAUGGUUUGAUGACGAAACUGUGAGUACAUUGCCAUUUCCAUAUCUUCUAGUGAAAAACCGUGCUCCUAAGAAUCUUCCUGAAAAAGAUGAAUUGGAUAAAACAGAUUGUAAUGAUUUGUUUGAUGAUUAUUAUCAACCGAAUGAGUUGUCUUUAUUCAAUUUUCUGUUCUCAUUUAAUCUUCAUACGACAUACAGACCUGCUUUAGAAAUGGAACCCAGUCCUUUUGUAGUGCGCGCAGCUUGGAGUGAAAGUGCUGAAGAACAUCGUGCGAAACGUGCAACUUUACAUCGUUCAUCGAGCCAAGAAGAACUAAGUUCAGAUUCUGAUUCAAGUUCAUCAUCAGACUUUUAUGUCUUUCAAAAUAAGAAGGAUUCAUAUUCUUACAAGCGUGGAAUUCUUUUUGGGGACGUUUUUCCCAGUAUGAAAGAAUACUAUGGUGUUGAAAUUACUGAACCCAAAGAAACAUCAUUAAUGAAAUAUCAAAGUUUUGUCGCAUUGGAACUAAAAGCUAAGAAUUCGGGCGAUAGACACAUUGGUUACUCGUGGAUAGAAAAAGAUGAACAGGAAAUUCGACAAGAAUAUUAUGAUAUUUGGGAUUCAUGUCAGCCAUCUGUUGCAUCUGCGCUCAGCUAUAAAAGUUACGUGGAUAACAGUCGAAGUGGAUUAUACACAAUAUCAUCUAUUAAUAAAUUGAAAUAUCGAUCAUUUUUUGUAUUGUAACUUUGAUCGAUGUGAUAUAAAUAGUAGAUCGUCAUUCAUACGUAUGAAAAUUAGAGAAUUAGAAAUAAAAAAUAAUUUUUAUUAACAUUCUACCAUACAAUCGAUGUACAUGGAAAUAUAUAUAAUUCGUGAAAGCAACAUUGUUGUCGCAUUUUAGGUACAUAAAGGUGUAAAUCAAUUUA